Messenger RNA from Coccomyxa subellipsoidea C-169, 294 nucleotides. RefSeq lists its product as hypothetical. The transcript has a single exon. The record is from RefSeq and is a predicted model, not a curated record. The annotation marks the transcript as partial. Lineage: Eukaryota; Viridiplantae; Chlorophyta; Trebouxiophyceae; Coccomyxaceae.
UCAUUGCGGGAUAACAGCGGCAGCAUUUUUGUGCUGGACGUGAGAACACCUCAGGAGUACAAUGCAGGGCAUGUGCCUCAGGCCUUGAACAUUGCUCUGGAUGGCCUGUCAGAUGCAGUGAGGAAUGGAUGUUUAGAAAGUGUGAAGGCGCGCACCAUAGCAGUGAUCUGCGCUUCUGGAGGCCGUUCAGCUCAGGCCACAGUGAGGCUGUCCCGGGUCUUUGGGUUCAGCGAUGUUGUCAAUGUCGUUGGCGGAACCAGCAAGUGGAUAGAAGCCGGCUAUCCAAUUGAUCGC